AUGCCUGUCAGACUAGACAAAAAAGAUGCUGUGGCCUUUCCCCGCCCCGCCCCUCAACCAGCUUCCUCACAAUGGGGUUCAUUGCUGAGGUGGGAGGGGCAUUCUAGGGAGGGCACAGUGGGGGGCCUGCCUGCCAGACAACCUCAGGGAGCCUGUCCUUUCAAACAUGAGCCAUACCAUCUGGGCUCCCCCACUCUCAGUGUGCUCUUAGCUCUGCCCGCCUGGCGUGGGGUCCUGGAGACCUUCUUGGAGCUCAUCCAGCAACCAUCAUGCAGGGUGGUGCUGGGGACCGCCCUCUUACUCGGAGGUGGAGGCCUCAUGUUGUGGAUGCAGAGGAAGAGGAGAAGGAAGACAGAUUCUGAGACUGCACAAGACGAGCAAGAGCCACCAGAAAGCGAAAAAGCCAGGAAUGAGAGCUGGAUCAAAUCUCACUUUAGCUGUCUUUCCGAAGAGAAGCUGGCUGCCGGCAGCAACUCCACCUGCAGCCACAGCGCCGGGGCCAGCAGAGGCGGUGCCGCUCCCCAGCCUGAGAGUGGCAGCGGGGAGGCCAGCACCACGAUUCGCGUGGAGACCUUCACCACGAGGCAAGGAGAAGAGGGCACGGCUCUUCACCGGGAGCCCUUGACCAGCAAGCAGAGGAUGUCUGGGACCUCAGUGACCAAAGAGACCCACAAGGAGUCUGGGAAAUCCUCGUCCACAGAUGAGGCCACGUGGGCCGCCGUGGCUGCCUGUACCAAGGAGAUUGACACCAAGGGGCAGCAGCUGGCUGCCUCCAUGUUGCAGCGUGCCACGGCUUGCCAGAACUCAGGCCACCUGGAGUCCAAGGACAUCAGCCAGGAGGAGCUGAAGGCCCUCGAGGAGGUGGAGAUGAAGCUGAAAGGGAAUUUCCUCACCCAGCAGGAAACCACCACAGCUGGUGCCAACCACAUGCACACCUUCCAUAGCCAUUGCCACCAUGGCCACGAGGGUUAUCCAAGCCACCCAAGCCACCCGUGCCACAGCCUGCCGAACCGCGGCCACCAGGCCUACCAGCCCUUUAAAGCCACCUAACCACAGAUGGAGAUGCCCCUUCCCCCCACAGGGCUGGCACACAAUCACAGGCAUCCUAUGUGGUCCAUCUCUCCGAUG
Molecule: messenger RNA, 1128 nt
Organism: Balaenoptera ricei (Rice's whale)
Lineage: Eukaryota; Metazoa; Chordata; Mammalia; Artiodactyla; Balaenopteridae
Gene: C16H10orf62
Product: chromosome 16 C10orf62 homolog
Exons: 1
Coding region: 1-1050 (349 amino acids)
Source: RefSeq, a predicted model, not a curated record